AUUUGACAGGCGAAGAUCUACUCCGCUUCUGUGUGGCAAUUUGACAGAUGGAGUUGGUUUGACUCUGAAAUAAGGCUGAAGGCAUUUGGGGAAAUACACAAGAAAUUCGGGCUUUGCUGUCAUGAGAGUUAAACAACAGAGUGAACAUGGAGAGCACUCAACGAAUUCGAGCCAAUUGCUGAUCAACCAGCUCAGGGAGAUCACUAGCAUCCAAGACCCACAGAUCCUCCUCAGAGCCCUGAAUGCAAGCCAGGGAGACAUCAGCCAUGCUGUUGGACUGCUGACCACACAGCCUGCUGAGAAUGGCCAGGGCACUCCAGAGACUCCAGACAAAGAAGGCAACAUUGAGGCCUGGGAGGCCCAGACAGAUGCUUCUCCUAAAGAUGACCUUCAGACAGCCAUCGAACUCAGCUUGCAAGAAUCCCAGGCAGAGGAAAGAGAACUCAACAGGGCCUUGGAGGCCAGUGUGGAGGACAGUGCUGCACGGGUGAAGAGGAAGCGCUGUGAACCCCAAGGCGAGAGCUCCAGCCCUGCAGAUUGGAUCCGCCAGGAGGAUUGGCCUGUGGGCAUCCGCAAUGUGGGCAACACCUGCUGGUUCAGUGCCGUCAUACAGUCCCUGUUUCACCUGCCCGUGUUCCGCAGAUUGGUACUCAACUACUGCCUGUCUGAGCGAAUCCUGGAGAAGUGUAAGAGCCCCUCGGACAAGAGGAACAUAGCCUUCAUGCAGGAGCUGCGCUGUCUUUUUGCUCUCAUGACCGGCUCCACUCGUAGGUUCGUGGACCCCUCUGCUGCCGUGGAGCUUCUGAGAGACGCUUUCAGAACCAGUGAGGCCCAACAGGAUGUUAGUGAGUUCACCCACAAACUCCUUGACUGGCUUGAAGAUGCCUUUCAGCUGGCUGCUAAUGGAAACAGUCCGGAAGACAAAAAAGAAAAUCCAAUGGUUCAGCUUUUCUAUGGGACUUUUGUGGCAGAGAGAAUACAUGAGGGCAAGAUCUUAUCAAACAUCGAGCAAUUUGGCCAGUACCCCUUACAAGUAAACGGUUUCAACAACUUGGAUGAAUGUCUGGAAGGUGCAAUGGUAGAGGGGGAGAUUGAAGCUCUGUAUUCUGAUCAAACCAUUUCAUCUGGCAGUGAGAGGUGGUUCUCGACAUUGCCACCCGUGUUGACCUUUGAACUGUCCAGGUUUGAGUUCAACCAGUCUUUAGGACGCCCUGAGAAAAUCCACAAGAAAUUGGAGUUUCCACAAAUAAUUUAUAUGGACCGUUUACUGUAUGUGAACAGAUACCUUCACAAAAACAAUGAGCAGACCCAUAGCAGGAGAGGAGAGGCCAAGAAACUGAAGGAGCAGCUCACAGUCCUGCAACAAAAACUGGAGUGCUACAGACACUAUGGCUCCGGGCCUGUUAAGUAUCCACUGGCAGACAUGUUACAGUAUGUGUUGGAGUUUGCCUGCACUAAGCCCAGCAGUGUGUCCCCAGCUGAAGACGUGAGGCCGGCUUCCUCCUCCCCCACCCCGUCCAGCAGCAACCUCCAGCACGCAGACGCCAACGACACCAGUCAGUGCCAGGAGCCAGGAGAAGCAGGCCCAUCUGAUGGCCCUGCCUGCCAGCAGCAGCCUCCCUUGGGCCAGAGGACGCCCAUCUACAAACCCUUCACACAGUGUAGACCCAUAAUGGACAGCCCACCUCACCCAGCCCCCCACUGUGUCGCAGAGGAGGAGCUGCGCUUCGUCAAGACCUGCCUACAGCGCUGGAGGACAGAGGUGGAGAACAACAUAAACGAGCUAAAGGCCAGCAUCGACAGGGUCAGUCAAGAGCUGGAAGGCAUGUACUCGGAUAACAGCUUGUGUCAGGUGCCGUACCGACUCCACGCCGUCCUCGUCCACGAGGGACAGGCCUCGGCAGGCCACUAUUGGGCUUACAUCUACGACCAUCACAACCAGCACUGGAUGAAGUACAAUGACGUCAUCGUCACGGAGUCCUCGUGGGAGGAGCUGGUCAGGGACUCAUACGGAGGCAUCACAAAUGCCAGCGCCUACUGCCUCAUGUACAUCAAUGACAACUUACCUCAUCUAAUCGCAGAGGACACAGACAACGAGACAGGACAGGCCACCAAGGGCAUGGACAGCCUGCCAGCAGUCCUCAGGCGCUACGUCAGAGAGGACAACCGCUGGUUCCAGCAGGAGCUGAAGGACUGGGAGGAACAGUUCUGUCAGCCACCACGGGACGAGCCGGCAGCCCCCACAGCAGCCUCGCCCUCCCCUUGUGGUCCCAGUCAAGAUCAGCCAGCAGAACCAGGACAUGCCCUGGAACCCACUGGGGAGCAGGAACAGGAACCAGAGGCAGAACCAGCUGCGGUACCAACAGUGGAACUUGGAGAGCCGGUCCCAAGAAGCCAGCCUCCAUCACCAGUCCCUGACUCACCAGAAAGCCCUGGCAGCAGCACGGAAGACGACCAGCAGGCUGGUUCAGUCACGCCAGAGGAAGGGGAGAGGCAGGAACACAGUCAGCAGCUGCCCCCACCACGGUCUCUCAGCCCUGCAGCGGAGACGAGCGGUCAGGCCCAGGCCGCGGCUGUAAUCCCUGACCCCUCCACAGGCGUAUCCCCUGAGGCCGACGGCAGGCCUGAGGUCACCGAGGCCCGGGGGGAAGCUGCGGAAGCACCCGACAGCCAGGUAGAUGGCACGGAUGGUCAAGAUGCCUCGGCCGCGUCUACACGCAGACACCAGCAAUCAGAGGACAUGGUGUCAGAGGUGGAGAUUCCCAACGUGGGAAAGAUCCUGGUCCGGGCCGACACGGACGGUUACAAUGAAGAGAUGAUGCUGACUCCAGCCAUGCAGGGCAUCAUCAUGGCCAUAGCUAAAGCCAGACAAGUGUUUGACAGCGACGGCCCUGAGGCUGGCCUCAUCAAGGCGUUCCACGAGGAGUACUCCCGUCUGUUUGAGUUGUCCCAGGAGGAGACCACUCCCCAGCGAGACCCACGUCUGCACCACGCACUGGUCUACUUCUUCCAGAACCAGGCGCCCAACCGGGUCAUCGAGAGGACCCUGCUGGAGGGCUUUACCGACCGCAACCUCAGCUUCGAUGACAGGUCCAUCAGCAUCAUGAGGGAGGCUCGUGCCAAACUACGCCUCAUCAAGCCAGAGGAUAUGGACAUGGAAGAGUAUAUGCAAUGGCAUGAUGACUACAGCCUGUUCCGGACAGUGUUUGUCUACCUGCUGACAGGCCUGGAACAGUACCAGCAUGGAAAGGUGCGCGAGGCGUUGAAUUACCUUAACCACGCUUACAAAGACAACGCCAUGCUGCUGAGGAGAGGGGACAGGAGAGGGGUGGAUCAGUCGCUUAUUGCACUUCACAGGAGGAGGUGUCUCAAAGAGGUGAAUGACAACGCGGCCAUGCUGUUCAGGAGCAGUGAGGUAAGCGAUGUGGAGGACGGCGUGGUCAUCAUGAAUGAGGCAGUCAUCCCCUGCAUGCAACUGAUGAGCCGGCCGGACACGGUCAGCCAGGAGGACCUGGACACAAUGGAGGCUAUCCGCAGCCACUGGUGCUCCUACCUGGGGGUGGACCUGGAAGACUCGCUACAGGAGAAGUUGGGUGAGUUUCUGCCCAGAGUCCUGGACUGCUCAACAGAGAUGGUGGUCCUAAAGGAUCCACCCACGGUGCGCUCCAAAGUGCCCCAUGACCUGUGCAGUCGCCUGGCCGCCAUCAUGGAGUCCAUCACCAACACAUCUGCUGUUGCCGUCAAGUAAGGGCCCCGGGGUCAUAGGUCGACUGCUGAGUGUCAGGGUCGGGACAAAUGCUGGAAUUGUGCCUAGUAGUGCAACGUUGUUUUUUUAUAUUCAUUUUUAAUGUGCUUUUGUCAUAUUUUUCUAAGCCAGAACAUUUAAGGGGGAUUCUGAGUGACAUAAGGCAGAUCUUAAACACUCGAAUGGUAAUCACAUAUGCCAGGGGAGCUGUUAGUGCCUUGAACCUAUGCAGGUGUGUUUUAAGACCAUGAAAACACAAGAAGAGUAAUUUUGUUUGUUUCGUAGAUAUUUUACGUUUGUCAUGUUAAAUUAGGAUUGCCGUGAACAACAAGCUGAUGAUUUAGAUGCUUAGAAAUUCACAGAUUCCUUUGUUUUAUUGUUUUGUAUUUUAUAUAUGUAAGCCUUUCCUUCAAACUGUUUUCCACAUCUGGAAACCUAUGUGCGCGCUCAAUAAACUUUCAAACUUUC
Messenger RNA from Esox lucius (northern pike), 4213 nucleotides. RefSeq names its product ubiquitin specific peptidase 28 (gene usp28). The transcript has 26 exons. The record is from RefSeq and is a predicted model, not a curated record. Bases 122 to 3748 code for a protein of 1208 amino acids. Gene Ontology annotation, biological process: protein deubiquitination; DNA damage checkpoint signaling; regulation of protein stability. Gene Ontology annotation, molecular function: cysteine-type endopeptidase activity; protein binding; cysteine-type deubiquitinase activity. NCBI's taxonomy places the organism in Eukaryota, Metazoa, Chordata, Actinopteri, Esociformes, Esocidae. Gene Ontology annotation, cellular component: nucleus; cytosol.